Molecule: messenger RNA, 615 nt
Organism: Miscanthus lutarioriparius
Lineage: Eukaryota; Viridiplantae; Streptophyta; Magnoliopsida; Poales; Poaceae
Source: the annotation of a GenBank genome assembly
AUGGGCACACUCUGGGUGUCUUGCGACAUGUGCUACCGUGACCAGGAGCUAUGGUGGACGAGGAAACGGCUAGUGUUGAACAUCUUCGUCGAGCCGUACUGUCCAGAGCAGGUGGCACGUCAGUUUGGGUGCAUGCAGGUCUUCCCCCUUCCCCGACUUCAGCUUGACAGGUCGCACAGGAUUUCAAGAAAAGGUCAAGGUAUAGAGUUCGAGCAGUCGUGGGUUGAUAGGGUGAUGCCUUGGGUCAACGCCUGGGAAGAGAAGGCUGCCGACGUGCACGACCUAGGUGGGCCGUUCGAUGAGGGCACCUACUGCGAGUACUUGCAUUGGUUUCACGGAGCCACAUGUGUUUGUUGCUUCCCCGUGCCGUCCUAUCGUUACUUUGGCAAUGAGUCACAACAAUUCAUGCAACAAUACAUGCCUGCCUUGCAGACAGAUAUCUGCAGCAACAUGGGCAACAAGCUGCUUUCAUAUGCGCAACGGUUCGAGCUGAACCCCCCAACAGUUGGUGGACGUGCUUCUUGCAGUCACUACACGACGGGUACUAGCAGCUUCAGGACCUUUUACACCGAUGACACUCCUCCUUGGGGCCCCGAUGAGGCUAGGCCCUCAUAG